This is a messenger RNA of Sabethes cyaneus, 3127 nucleotides long. It is a transcript of the gene Su(H), whose product is annotated as recombining binding protein suppressor of hairless. Gene Ontology annotation, biological process: regulation of transcription by RNA polymerase II. The record is from RefSeq and is a predicted model, not a curated record. The coding region runs from base 622 to 2454 and encodes 610 amino acids. Gene Ontology annotation, cellular component: nucleus. Gene Ontology annotation, molecular function: RNA polymerase II cis-regulatory region sequence-specific DNA binding; DNA-binding transcription activator activity, RNA polymerase II-specific. The transcript has 6 exons. Lineage: Eukaryota; Metazoa; Arthropoda; Insecta; Diptera; Culicidae.
CCUACGUAUGUUUUGGACAGUGGUUUAUUUCCAUUCGAAGUGAACGCUCGAAUCUGUUGUGAAAGUACAUAAUUAAAAAUGCGAAUUAGUUCAAGUUGCUGUGGACAUUCGGUGUUGAGCAAGGAAUAAACUGCCUGCCUGUUGUGACCAUUCGACGUAGGUAGACUGCUGGUCCUAGCGGUUCCAGAAAAAUAAUGUUUCAUUCACGAAAAUAUAUCGUUUGACAAGCAUCAUCUAUAGCAGCAUCGAUUUUCAUUGAGUGUUCUCUGACUGCGCAACAGCACUGUGCUGCAGUAGCAGCAGCAACUUUGUCCUAUAUCAGGUAAAAGGAUCGUCACCUGCAUGUGGAAAGUGAUAGAAAUCGUAUUUGCUACAACUCUACAGAAAAUAGCAACCAGUACUAUAAAAUUGAACGGAAAAGCUUUGGAUAGUGCUUAACUUUUAUUGUGAACAUGUCAAGUCAGCUCGAUCGAUAAUUUUCUGAUAGCCACAGAAGUGCUAAAGAUGGUGUUCGUGUUCGAAAUCACAAAACAAUUGGGAAGAAAUCUGGCUCGAAGCAAAAUACUAUGAUCCGGAUUGUUUCUAAUUGUGUAGUGAAUGUAAAAGAAAGGCCGAAGAAGAAUGAAUGAGCAAAAAUAUAUCAAAAGUGCUGCUGUAUGUUCCGAAGAUGCUUUCAGUGUACUCCCACUGAUUGCCACCAAUAGCAAGUGUGUAUCUUAUCAGGAAAACCGGGUUGCGAAGUUGGAGCUAAUAGGGAGUGCAGCGGCCUUGGACUGUCCUCGUCUCUCUUCUUCAGGAUUAGAAACUAGUUCAGUCACCAACACAUACGUCAUGCCACAUCAGUACGGCAUUCCGGGCUACGGUCAGACGCCACCGAGUCCACCCACACACCACGGAGGAGCACUCAUUCCGCGACUCGGUGGCGGUGCCGUCAUUCCGGUUUCUGCCAACGCAAACACCGGCAGCAUGGGUCCGUCAAGUAAUCCCAUCUUCCGGGGACCAAUCGAGGAACGGCGAUUGACAAGGGAAGCGAUGGAGAAAUAUUUGCGGGAUCGCAGCAAUAUGGUUAUUGUGAUACUGCAUGCAAAGGUUGCCCAAAAGUCCUACGGCAAUGAAAAACGUUUCUUCUGUCCUCCUCCCUGCAUCUACCUGUUCGGUGAAGGUUGGCGGUUGCGAAAGGAGCAAAUGUUGCGCCGCGGCGAAAGUGAACAGUCCACCCAACUAUGUGCCUUCAUCGGUAUCGGCAGCUCCGACCAGGAGCUGCAACCGCUCGAUCUAAACAACUCGAAACAGUAUUGCGCUGCCAAAACGCUGUUCAUCUCCGACUCGGACAAGCGGAAACAUUUCAUGCUAUCGGUGAAAAUGUUCUACAGCAUGGGUCACGAUAUCGGCGUGUUUCAGUCCAAGCGAAUAAAGGUGAUAUCGAAGCCGUCGAAAAAGAAACAGUCACUCAAAAAUGCUGACCUGUGCAUAGCGAGCGGUACCAAGGUGGCACUAUUCAACCGGCUGAGAUCGCAAACCGUAUCGACGAGGUACUUGCACGUGGAGGAUGGACAUUUCCAUGCCAGUUCUACGCAGUGGGGUGCGUUCACGAUACACCUACUGGACGACAACGAAAGCGAAUCAGAAGAAUUUCAGGUUCGUGACGGGUAUGUGCACUACGGGGCCACAGUCAAACUGGUCUGUUCUGUAACGGGAAUGGCCCUACCACGGUUAGUAAUUCGUAAAGUAGACAAACAAAUGGCACUGCUCGAAGCGGAUGAUCCCGUCUCGCAGCUGCAUAAAUGUGCAUUCCAUAUGAAAGACACCGAAAGGAUGUAUCUGUGUUUGUCGCAGGAGAAAAUCAUUCAGUUCCAAGCAACUCCAUGUCCGAAAGAACCGAACAAGGAGAUGAUCAACGACGGCGCCUGCUGGACGAUCAUUUCCACCGACAAGGCUGAGUAUCAAUUCUACGAAGGGAUGGGACCUGUGCGGACACCGGUCACACCAGUGCCAAUAGUCAAUUCCCUACAUUUAAAUGGGGGCGGCGAUGUAGCCAUGUUAGAAAUUACGGGUGACAACUUUACGCCAUCGUUGCAGGCGUGGUUCGGCGACGUGGAAGCGGAAACUAUGUAUCGCUGUGCGGAAUCGUUGCUCUGCGUGGUGCCGGACAUCUCGCAAUUUCGCGGAGAGUGGUCGUGGGUGCGCCAGCCAACGCAAGUGCCUAUUUCGCUGGUACGCAACGACGGCAUAAUCUACGCCACAGGUCUGACUUUUACCUACACGCCCGAGCCAGGCCCCCGGCAGCCCUGUCCCGCUGCGGAAGACGUGCUGCGGCGGGCCAACAGCGCAAACAGCAAUAGCAACAAUGGUAACAGUAACAGCGUAACAGCGGGCGGUGGGGUUGGUUCCGGCGGUUCGCUGCCACCGAUCUCCGACGUGGCCUGGAGCUCACAUGGUGGAGGAAUACCGUAAGAUAAUCACUUUUUUUAUUAUUAAUGUUUGUCGUCGGAGGGUAAAAAGUAUAUAUUUAUUAUGUUUUGUCGAAUCGAUUCGGAUGAGAAUUACCUAUCUAUACAUAUUUGCUAAUUUAUACACAGUAUUUUUAACGAAUCGAACGAGCAUCCCGAAUGAGAGAAAUCAGUGUGUAAUCUCAACUUUUAUUCCUACUACUACUACUACUACAAGAAAAAAAAACAAACGCAGACUUAGGCCAAUGAACAAAUUGCUAUAUAUAAUGUCCACAGGAACAACAAGUGAAUAUGUCCAAGUAACAUAUUUUUCCUAAGAUCUUUUCUCUCCUUUAGCAGAGAUGAAUGUAGACUAUCAUUUCCUACUCUAUUUUUAAGGAAAGUCGUAUUUUGACAGAUUUUUUGUAAGAGAAUUACUAUUUUUAAGAUGAGAGAUUACGUGAUUAAUCACAGACAGACAUUGAAAAAAAGUGAUAUAUGCAGGUUUUAAAGAUAAAAAAAGAACAAAGUAUUUAAAGUAAAUAUGGAAACAAUGUGACUAUUUUUUGUGCGAAAAAAAAGAUAACAACGAACGUUUUUUUGCAUACAUAGCUAGUGGUAGCAGCUGUACUAAGAAAGACAUUUUUGCCGUUCAAACCUACUGUUCUAUAAACGGAAUGAAACUGCGCAUUUUUAAA